Molecule: messenger RNA, 2377 nt
Organism: Cajanus cajan (pigeon pea)
Lineage: Eukaryota; Viridiplantae; Streptophyta; Magnoliopsida; Fabales; Fabaceae
Product: protein PSK SIMULATOR 3
Biological process (GO): positive regulation of growth
Source: RefSeq, a predicted model, not a curated record
GAAAAAAAAAAUGACAUGUCUUUAAUUCCAUACACUCGCUUUCUCUGCAAUUUCGCAUUCUUUUCCUUUCACUGCACAACUCCCAUAUACUUCCCUUUCUCUCUCUCUCUCUCUUCUUCUCUUUGUUACCAUUUUCCACUGUUUCGUCUCAGCUCAAGGAUUUUCCUGAUCGUACAGAGCUAUGACCAAGGACUUGUCUUAAAGAACAUUUUUUUACCAUUAUUAGGUAAGCAAUGGUUGGUGCAUCAUGGUUUCGAACUCUAUGGAAGACUCAACGGAAGGAUGAUGCUAAGUCUGAGAAUGCAGUGAUUGGAGUAUUAGCAUUUGAGGUUGCAAACCUGAUGUCCAAACUUGUUAAUUUGUGGCAGUCUUCGAGUGAUAAACAGGUUGCUAAGUUGAGAGAAGAGAUAACAAAUUCAGUGGGUAUCAGAAAGCUUGUGUCUGACGAUGAGAAUUUAAUUGUACGUUUAAUCAGUCUAGAGAUGCUUGAGAAUAUGGCACAUGUGGCUGCAUCUGUGGCUAGGCUUGCAAAGAAAUGCAGUGAUCCAAGUUUGAAAGAUUUUGAGAAUGCGUUUGAUGAAUUUAUCACAUUUGGUUUUGAUCCAUAUCGAUGGGGAUUCACUUUCAAGAAAAUGGAAAAGAAGGUAAAAAGGAUGGAAAAGUUCAUAUCAACUAAUGCAACUUUGUAUCAAGAGAUGGAAAUGCUUGCUGAUCUUGAGCAAACUCUAGGAAGAAUGAAGGCUUACACUGAGGCUGAUGAACUAAAUUUAAUUGACUAUCAAAAGAAGGUUGCAUGGAAGAGGCUGGAGGUGAAGAACUUAAAGGCUAAUUCUCUGUGGAAUAGGACUUAUGAUUACACGGUACAUUUCUUAGCAAGAUCUUUAUUUACAAUAUUCAGCACGAUCAACAACGUAUUUGGAAUUCAAGAGAUUAUAGAUGUUCGUAAAACCAAGAAUGGAUCAGUUUCUGAUCAUGCUCAUGGCAGUCGAUCGGUUUCUGAAUUAUUGCAACCUUCAGUCCAACCCUCCAGCAAAGUGCGUGCCAGGUUUGCUUCGGGACCCCUCGGUGCUUUUGCUGCUAAAUCUCGUCCAAAUGCUCUAACAAAUAAAGCUAGCAUGUUUCCUUCAGAUGGUGGAGACUCAUCCACAAAGUCGGGCCUAAUUUCAGCAAAGAAUAGAGGCUUCAAUUUUUUCUCAGGUCCUCUUGGAAGAAACUCAAAAAAGCCAGUCCCAGAUAAUGGAACAAAUAAAAACAGCAAGAUUUGGAGCUUUCAUGGCCCCUCAAAGGAAAGUAACACAAGACAUAAUCGACUGACUCAAGUAGAACCUUUCAAAGGAUUAGCAACACAGAAUGUCAAUGAUGCUGGUGCAAACCAUGUUACUCCAGGAAAAGAGGUUCUUCGCACUCGAUCUACUUUCAGUUACCUAUGCAGGCUAAAGGCUCCAUCUGAAUCCCUUGGUGCUGCUUCUUUAGCCUUGCACUAUGCAAAUGUUAUCAUCAUGAUAGAGAAGCUAGCAACAUCUCCAUACUUGAUUGGUCUUGAUGCAAAAGAUGAUCUGUACAACAUGUUACCCAGACGUGUAAGAGCUGCUCUUAGGACCAAGCUAAAGCCGUAUACCAAGGCCAUGGCCUCAGCAGUCUACGAUGUGGUUUUAGCAGAAGAAUGGACGGAAGCAAUGACGGGUAUACUAGAAUGGUUAGCUCCACUUGCUCACAACAUGCUAAGAUGGCAAUCUGAGAGAAGUUAUGAGCAACAUUGCUUUGUUUCCAGGACAAAUGUGUUGCUGGUGCAAACCCUUUACUUUGCAAAUCAAGAAAAAACAGAAAUAAUAAUCACUGAGCUUCUUGUGGGUCUGAAUUAUGUGUGGAGAUAUGCUAGGGAGCUCAACAAAAAAGCUCUGCUAGACUCUGGCAGUGGUGGUGUAGAUAAUGGAUAUUCUCAACUGAAUGGAUAAUUAAGCAAUUUUCAUGGCAGUUUUCAUUUUUCAACAAAAGUUCAGUCCCCGGCAAUUAUUGAUUGGGAUGAAGAUCUUCAGAGACACCAAACUUCUGGCUUCUUAAAUCCCAAUGAAUGUGAAUCAAGUGCUAGAUGGAGCAUGAGAGAAAUAUUCACACUGAUAUGAAUUUUUCGGUGUCAGAAUGCAUUCUUGGUGAGGACUGUUAUUUUUAAAUAUUUAGCAUUGGUUUUCUUUGAGGAGAUCCUAGCUGAUUUAACUUGGAUCGCAGGCCUCUUCUUUGAAAACUUGCCCUAUUGAUGCAUAUUUAUGAGCACUAUAUAUAUUUAAAUUGUAUAGCUUUUAUCUACCUGGAUAUUUCUGUAUUGAUAUCUUUUGCACGGUAGGACAUAAUGAUUUCAAAAUGCUGUAUACGUUUGGUA